Messenger RNA from Halichondria panicea, 1501 nucleotides. RefSeq names its product TNF receptor-associated factor 4-like. The transcript has a single exon. Gene Ontology annotation, molecular function: protein binding; zinc ion binding. Gene Ontology annotation, biological process: regulation of apoptotic process; signal transduction. The coding region runs from base 60 to 1406 and encodes 448 amino acids. NCBI's taxonomy places the organism in Eukaryota, Metazoa, Porifera, Demospongiae, Suberitida, Halichondriidae. The record is from RefSeq and is a predicted model, not a curated record.
CACUGUCAAAUAGCCGACACACCCUGUUUAGUCAUUACACGAAAGUAAAUGUUCAAGAGAUGGCAGCACUGAACCCCAAAAACCAGCAACAAGCUGACAAGAGAAUAAUAGGAUUCGAUUGUGAGUUUGUGAAGCCACCACCUUCGGAAUACAUCCAGUCAGACUGCCCAGUUUGUCUCCAGAUCAAUCGAGAGCCCCACCAGGUCACAUGUUGUGGAAUGAAAUUUUGCAAAGCUUGUAUUGAACAUAUCAAAGCAAUUAAAAAGCCGUGCCCAACUUGUAACGGACAAUUUUCAAUUUUUGCCGAUAAGGGUUUGAAACAAUCGCUCUACAGUUUGAAAGUUCGAUGUAGCCACCAGAAAGACGGGUGUGAGUGGACGGGGGAACUGAGACAGCUUGAUGAGCACCUCAACACAGAUCCACAGCCAGAUAAACAACUUGAUGGAUGUAAGUUUGUUGAGAUUGCUUGUUUCUAUAAAUGCGGGAACCAUCAGCAACGAAGGUACAUUCAAAACCACCAAAUUAAGGAUUGCCCCAAACGUCCAUUCAGUUGUGAACACUGCCAAGAUUACAAGUCUACCUAUGAUGAUGUCACCAACAACCACUGGCCUGUGUGUGGGUCCUUCCCUGUCCCCUGCCCUAACCAGUGUGGUUCAACUAUCCAGCGUCAGAAUAUAGACAGCCAUGUUGCCGAUGAGUGCCCCCUGACCACCAUCAACUGUGACUUCCACCACGUUGGCUGUGCUGUGAAACUCCCUCGACAAGACAUGCCAGAACACCUGAGAGAGAACCUACUCACACACAUCUCUCUAUUAGCCACCAGUCAUGCCAAGCAACAGCACAAAAUCACAAGUCUGGAAGCUGAAAACAGAAUACUUAAAACAAAAAUUAACGAGUUGGAACCAAUGAAACAACUGCUCACGACUGCACCUCCCAUCGUGAACUCUAGACCUCUUGGUCCCCCUGUUCUUACAAUGACCAACUUUAGACAGCACAAGAGAGAUAAAGAUCAAUGGUAUUCCCCUCCAGUCUACACCCACCAUCACGGCUACAAAAUCUGUCUUAAAGUGAACGCUAAUGGUAAUGGCAGUGGUAAAGGAACACGCGUCUCUGUGUUUGUGUCCUUCAUGAGAGGAGAGUUUGACGAUUCUUUGAAAUGGCCGUUUCGUGGUGCAAUAUCAUAUCAACUACUGGACCAGGUCAAUGGCGAGAAUCAUAAAAGAGUCACACUUCCAUACGAUGACGAUACACCAAAUGUAAGCUGUACCAGAGUGACAAAGGGAGAGAGGGGAGUGGGGCGGGGAAAUUCACAGUUCAUUGCUCACUCUGAACUGGAGCCCAAGUAUUUACAAAACAACACCCUUCUCUUCCAAAUAUACAAAGUAGAAUUGAAUAAACUAGUAUAAUUUUUUUAUAUAGACUACAUAUGUAAUCUACAUGGCUGUUCAUUAUUGCAACGGCACACACCAGGAAAACAGCAAAGAGAGACUUGUUCAUUUUC